AUGGGUAUGAAAAUGGCGAAAAACUCACGACUUGAUCCCGAAGUACUUGAACGACUUAUGCAACAAACGGGAUUAGAACGAGAAGUAAUUAUUGCGUGGAGGAAACAAUUUUUGUUAGCAUGUCCAAGUGGAAAAAUGGGACGUAAAGAUUUUUAUAAAUUUUAUCGUACUUUACGUGUUGAAUCAGAUGAGAAGGUGAAAGAAAUUGCUAAUUUUGUAUUUACAGCAUUUGAUCGUGAUUCAAAUGGAAAAAUUGAUUUUACAGAAUUUUUAGGCGGUUAUGCGAUUACAUCUUUGGGCGAUACGAGAGCAAAAUUAGAAUAUGUAUUUGCAUUAUACGAUAAAGAUAAAAGCAAUUCAAUUGAUCGAAAAGAAAUGAUACGUGUUAUAAGUGCUAUGUAUGAUCUUUUGGGUAAAAGUAAAAGUGAAUAUCCUCCAGAAAAAUGUGUUGAAGAUGUAUUUUCUCUAAUCGAUGUAAAUAAUGAUAAAACAUUAACAAAAGAGGAAUUUAUUGAUGGUAUUAUGAGAAAUCCAUAUUUAACAGAUAUUAUAUCGCCAUUUAACGAAUAA
Molecule: messenger RNA, 570 nt
Organism: Didymodactylos carnosus
Lineage: Eukaryota; Metazoa; Rotifera; Eurotatoria; Philodinida; Philodinidae
Source: the annotation of a GenBank genome assembly